Messenger RNA from Caenorhabditis angaria, 7306 nucleotides. Lineage: Eukaryota; Metazoa; Nematoda; Chromadorea; Rhabditida; Rhabditidae. The record is from the annotation of a GenBank genome assembly.
AUGAGGUUGCUGGGUCUAACUGCAGCCCUCGUCUGCUUCUUUUUGUGUUGUUGCUCCGUCCCAACAUGGGCCUUCUCACUUUCUUCAUUAUGGAAUAGUGAAAAUAAUAAGGUAUGAUAUUUUGGAAAUUAUGAUCUACAGUAACUAAUAAUCAGCGUUUUUCUAGGAAAUGCAUCUUCAUCCAUUGUCACCACCAGAACGCGAAUCAAGAUCAAAACGUCAAGCAUAUGAAGUGAGUUAUUAAAAAACAUGAAAUGAUUCCCGAGAUAAAAAAAAUCAAAUUUAAAAUUAAUCCUUCAAAACGUGUAAUAGUAUCAUUUCUCAAAACAUUUCUAAUUUCAGGUCUACGCUGAAGGAGAUAUUCCGGCAACUGUUGACAAAUCUGGAAAAAAAGAAAGCGGACCAUGGGGACCUUGGACACCAGAUCAACAAUGUUCUCGCACUUGCGGAGGCGGUGUUCAAUCCGAAAAACGCCAAUGUAAUGGAGAUUGUACUGGUUCAUCAGUUCGUUACACAUCGUGUAAUUUGGAACCAUGUGCUGAUAAUACCGAUUUCCGUGCUGAACAAUGUUCUAAACACAACGAUGAUCCACUUGAUGGAAAUUAUCAUCAAUGGAAACCAUACAAAGGAAAGAACAAGUGAGUUGAUUCUUCUUGAUCUGAUAAAACAUUUUUCAAAAUCAAUAAUUUUUGCAGGUGUGAAUUGAUCUGUGCUCCAGAAACCGGAAACUUCUACUUCAAAUGGGCUGAGAAAGUUGUUGAUGGAACAAAAUGCGAUUCGAAAUCCCAAGAUAUUUGCGUUGAUGGAGAAUGUGUUCCAGUUGGAUGCGAUGGUAAACUCGGAUCAAAACUUCAAUUGGACAAAUGUGGAAAGUGUGAUGGAGAUGGAUCAACAUGUAAAACUAUUGAAGGAGUUUUUGAUGAGAAGAACCUUGCUCCAGGAUAUCAUGAUAUUAUUAAAUUGCCAGAAGGUGCCACUAGUAUCAAGAUCAAGGAACUUCGUAAAUCUGCCAACACUUUGGCUUUGAAGAAUGGAUCUGAUCAUUUUUAUUUGAAUGGAAAUGGUUUGAUUCAAGUUGAAAAGGAUGUUGAUGUUGCUGGAACUGUUUUCGUCUAUGAAGAAGAACCAGAAUCACUUGUUGCUCAAGGACCACUUACAGAGGUAUUUGAAAUAAUCAAAUUCAUAAAAAAAAACCCUACAAUCAAUCUUUUUCAGGAAGUUUCUGUUUCUUUGUUGAUCCGUGCAGGAUCUCGUGACAGUAAGAUCACUUAUGAAUUCUCAAUUCCACUUGAAGAAGAAGUCGCUUAUUUCUACAAAUUCGAUGAUUGGACUCCAUGUUCAGUAACUUGCGGAAAAGGAGAACAAACCAGAAAUCUUUUCUGUGUUGAUGGAAAAAAUAAAGGACGUGUCGAAGAUGGACUUUGCGAGGAAAACAAUGCAACAAAACCAGAAUUCGAGAAAUCUUGCGAAACCGUUGAUUGUGCUGCUGAAUGGUUCCAAGGAGAAUGGGAACCAUGUAGUUCAACAUGCGGAGAUCAAGGACAACAAUAUCGAGUUGUUUAUUGUCAUCAAGUUUUUGCCAAUGGUAAACGUGUUACUGUGGAUGAUGGAAAUUGUACUUCUGAAAGACCACCAGUUAAACAAACUUGUAAUAGGUGAGGAUGCAGUCUGGGGCUAAAAAAUGACACCCCGAGCGACCCUUUUUCAAAGUGUUUAUAGUGAGUAAUAAUGUAGAGCCUUGGGGUUUUGGAGAACUCGGAACUUCUCUGUGUAUGGCUUUCGCAUUCCUAAUGCAGACAGCAGAUCUGCUCAUUUUGAUUUAUCUCAUCUCAAAUUCCAAUAAACAAACAAAAAGAUUAAUUGAGUGAAAAAAGAAAAAGCGAAUAAUAAACAAAUUUUGUUUAUAUAUACUUUUGUGAGGGGGUGAGAUUGGGGAUUUUGCAAAAAAAUGGGAGAGGGGUUUUUGAGCCAAAGUUAAUAUAUAUUUCCCUUUUAGAUUUGCGUGCCCAGAAUGGCAAGCUGGUCCAUGGUCAGCUUGUUCUGAAAAAUGUGGAGAUGCCUUCCAAUAUCGUUCAGUAACCUGCCGAUCCGAAAAAGAAGGAGAAGAAGGAAAACUUUUGGCUGCCGAUGCUUGUCCAGCUGAACAAAAAGACAUAUUCGAGACUGAAAGAACUUGCAACUUGGGACCAUGUGAAGGACUCUCUUUUGUCACCGGAGAAUGGAAUUUGUGUACUCGUUGUAACGAUACCGAAGAAACUCGUGAAGUUACCUGCAAAGACACUCAAGGACGCGCUUAUCCAUUGGAAAAAUGUUUGACCAAUGAAACUGAUGCUCCAAUUGAUACCAGGUAAUUUUCAGAGCUCAUUGAAUUUUCAGAAAUCUCAUCUGAAAAUUAAAUUUUUCAGAACUUGCGCCACUCAACCACCGUGCAACUACGAAUGGACUGUUAGUGAAUGGUCAAAAUGUUCAACUGAAUGUGGACAUGGACACAAAACUCGUAGAGUUAUCUGUGCUAUUCAUCAAAACAAUGGACUCGAAGUUGUUGAUGAAUCACAUUGUCAAGCUGAAAAACCAGAAGGAAAAACAAAUUGUACCAAUGAAGAAAAGUGUACCGGAACCUGGUAUACAUCUUCCUGGACUCCAUGUACUGCUGAAUGUGGAGGUGGUGAACAAGAACGUGUUGCUGUUUGCUUGAAUUACGAUAAGAAACCAGUGCCAGAAUGGUGUGAUGAAGCAAUCAAACCAAAAGAACAACAAGAGUGUAAUGUUGAAGCUUGUCCAACUUGUGGAGAUUCUGAAUUUGGAUGUUGCCCAGACAACUCAACUUUUGCAACUGGAGAAUUUAAUUUCGGAUGUUCAAACUGCUCUACAACUGAAUUCGGAUGUUGCGCUGAUAAUGUUACUGUUGCCACUGGAGCCAACAGCUUGGGAUGUGAAGAAUUCGUCGAGGCUCCACUUGAACUUUUGGCUUCUGAUGCUCCAGAAGCUGAUGCUGAGACAACCGAAGCUGCUGCUGAAGCUGAAGCUGAUGUUGAAGGAUCUGCUGCUGAAGCUAUCUUGGAAACUGCUGAAAAUUCAGUCUGCAAUGUGACAAAUGCUGAUGGAGAAGAAGCUUCAGUUGAAUGCAGCACCAUUUUGCCAAGCUUGAGCAACUCUACUGAAGAAGUUUUGUUGGAAGAAGCUGAAAAUGCUACAAUUCAUUGCUCAAAGACUGAAUUCGGAUGUUGUCCAGAUUGGUUCACACCAGCUACUGGAAAAGGAAAUGAAGGAUGUGAGAAAUUCAUUCUUGGUAAGUUUUCGAGAAAAAAGUUUAAUUCUAGUUGAACACAUUUUUUCAGGAAGCUGUAACGAAACACAAUUCGGAUGUUGUCACGAUGAAGUUACUUUGGCUCGCGGAGCAAAUCUUGAAGGAUGUGGUGAACCAUCGUGUGCUGCAUCACUUUACGGAUGUUGUAAAGAUCGUAAGACGAUUGCUUUCGGACCACACUAUGCUGGAUGUGAACGUAGUUCGUUCCCAUGUGAACUUUCUGACUUCGGAUGUUGUCCAGAUGGUGAAACUGCUGCUCUUGGCAAAAAUGGAACUGGAUGUGGUGAAAACUGUUUGAUUUCCAAAUUCGGUUGCUGUCCAGAUGGAAAGACCACCUCAAAGGGAUUGAACAAUGAAGGAUGCGGUUGCGAAUUCUCGCAAUACGGAUGUUGUCCAGAUGGAAAAUCAGUUGCUAAAGGAAAUGGAUUCUACGGUUGCCCAGAAAGCUGUGCUCAAUCAACCUAUGGUUGCUGCCCAGAUGGAAAAACUCGUGCUCGUGGACAAAACAAAGAAGGAUGCCCAUGUCAAUAUACCAGAUAUGGAUGUUGUCCAGAUGGUGAAACAACUGCUUUGGGACCAAAGAACGAUGGUUGUGAUAACUGCCGAUAUGCUAAACAUGGAUGUUGCACAGAUAAUCUUACCAAAGCUCUUGGACCAAACUAUGCCGGAUGCCCAACAACUACAGUUGCACCAUUCUUGAUGGGAGGAACUGUUGCACCAAGAAAGAUUGCCGCUUGUAGUCAACCACAAGUUAUGGGAACAGUUUGUGGAAGUGGAUAUCGAUUGGCUUGGCAUUAUAACAAUGAAAAAGGAGAAUGCACACAAUUCUGGUAUGGAGGAUGUGACGGAAAUGAGAAUAACUUUGCCACCAAGGAAAUGUGCGACACUGUUUGUGUUGAACCACCAGGUAUUGGAAGAUGCUAUUUGCCAAAGGUUGAUGGAAGUUGCAAAGAAUUGAUCCCAAGAUAUUAUUAUGAUACAAACACUAAACAAUGUAAGGCUUUCUGGUGGAAGGGAUGUUUGGGAAAUGCCAACAACUUCGGAACAUGGGAAGAAUGCAGUACAUUCUGUAAGAAUGUUGGACCAAUCGAAGAAGAUGCCCCAGUUACACAAGCACCAGCUGCUCCAGUCGCUCCACAAGUUCAGUAUCCAGCUACUCCUGAACCACAAAUCAGUAUUGAAACUGAUCAAAGAAGUUUGGAAAUUCAAAGACAACCACAACCACAACAAAGACCACGUAAGUAGAUUUUUUAGAAAUUCUCUCGAUUCUCCAAGUUUAUUAAAUUAUCAAUGAAUACUUUCAGAAACUAUGGAAGAUAUUUGCCGUUCUCGACAAGACGCUGGACAAUGUGAAUCAUAUUCCGAUCAAUACUUCUACAAUGCCUUCUCCAAGAAAUGUGAAUUGUUCACUUAUGGUGGAUGUGGUGGAAACAGAAACAGAUUCUCGACAAGAGAUGAAUGUGAGAUCAGAUGUUUCUUUGUUCACGGUGGAACUCCAACAUCUCAACAACAACAACAACAACCAGCUCAACCAGCUGUUCAACCAUAUCAACAACCAGCUCAACAACAGCAACCAGCACAAUAUCCAGGAUAUUCUAUUGUUUCGCCACCACAAGUUGCUCAACAACCAGCUGGAAGAGUUCAAUGUGAGUUUGCCUCGGGGAAGAGUGUUAGAACAAAAUUAAGUUGAUGCACGGUGAAUAUUGAUUUAUCAGUUUUGAAAAUUUGAGAGUUUCAGCAUGAGUGAGAAAAAAUUCAAAAAGUUUCGAGGAAUACUGUAUGAAACAACUUUUCUGAGAUGCACAUUGUAAAAUACCAAGGUACCAUAACGAUUUUCGAAAUACCUACGCACCUUGAAAAUACUGUUAUUAUUUUGAACAUAACUCUACGAAGACAUUUUUUUCGAAAAAAAAAUUUACAGUAGUUGUACAAUCCCCGACUUCAAAAAAAAAAAAACCAUAAAACUUCUUUUAAAUGUAAAAGUUUGAUAAACUGAUUCUCCCUAGCAUGUCUAUUCUGAUCCCAUUUUAGCCAAAUCUCGUGAUAUUUGCUUCCUCAAUGUUGAUGCUGGAACCAAGAACUGCAACGGACAAUUCCAAAUGUAUUACUACGAAGUUGCCACCGGACAAUGUACCACUUUCAAAUACACUGGAUGUGGUGGAAAUCAAAAUCGUUUCUCCAACAAAAGUCUAUGUGAUGCCACUUGUACUGGACCAGCUCAACCAGAUGAACAAUCUCCAGCUGGAGGAGCAUUGUUAUCUUCUCAAGGAGGUUUGUUUGAAAUAUGAAUAGGUGUGAUUUGAACUUGAUGAUGAUGAUUGUGUUAGAUGUUUUGUUAGAGUUUAUUUUGUUUCAAAAAUUCAAAGAUCAAGAAAAAAAUUCACAAUUUUUUUAGACAUUAGGAGAGUCUUUGGAACCUUAUACCAAAGUUUUGAGAGAAACCAUUAAUAAUUACAGCCCCAGUUUCAUCCCCAUGCGCUGAAUCCAAGGACACCGGACCGUGUGAAAAAUUCACCACAAAAUGGUGGUAUAACAAGGCUGAUGGAACAUGUAACCGAUUCCAUUAUGGAGGAUGUCAAGGAAACACCAACAGAUUCGACAGCGAACUUCAAUGUAAAUCUGCUUGCCAAAACUUCUCUGAUCGGUGUACACUUCCAAAAGUUGAAGGACCAUGUUCUGGAAAACACACCUUCUAUUAUUUCAACCCAGCUACUCAAGCUUGUGAGGAGUUUGUUUAUGGUAAGUUUUUUUUGGAAACUAGACGUGAAUCAUAUAAAACAUUGAAUAAUUUCAGGAGGAUGUCUUGGAAACACUAACCGUUUCAGCAGUUUGACUGAAUGUCAAAGCAGUUGUCCAAGUAAGUAAACAUUUAUUCCAAUGUUUUCGCCCUCCCUUUUGUUUGUUUCACGUGAUAUUUCUUGCCCCCACGUUUAUCUAUGAUAUUUUCCUGUUUUCUUUUUUUUUUGUCCGAAUCUCUCUACUGGAUUAUCACUUUUUACUUGAAAAACACACACCCAAAACAACUUUCUUUAUAUCUGAAAAUAUUCUGAAAUUGACACAAAAACUGCCUUUUAUUUUAAUAAUAUUUGAUCACAUUUUCCAAUUAAUAAUAACUUUAUUCCUAUUUAUGAUAUACCACUUUCGAAAAUAAAGUUUGUUGAAGAAAUAAGAUAGAAUUUGAAUUUAGUGUGAGUGUGACUUUAAUUUCUAACCGUUUUCUGAGUUUUUCUAAGUUCUGUGCAUGUUUGCUGAUUUUAAGUUUGCUGUGAAAUUUUCAGAACAAAAAAAUGGUCAAGUUGGAGUUGAAGAGGUAUCAAAAAAUGAACAAAUCUCGAAAAGUGAAAAUUUGAUUUUGGAAAUUGUUGAAGAUGAUGAAUUAGUAACACCAGCUGCAGCACUUUCGUUGAGGUGAGAUCCUACAGUAAUCUUGACUUAUUCUUGCAUGAUUUGAUAUAAUUCAGACAUUCAUUUGCUCAUAAUUUCAAUAGCAUUUCGGAAAGAUCAGUUAACUAUCAAGAUCCGAAUAUUGCUGCUGAUUGUUAUGCUGUUCCUGAUCCAGGAUCUUGUGGAGACUAUCGUUUAGUUUGGCAUUUUUCUGCCGAAUUCAAUACAUGUCGUCAAUUUUACUACGGUGGAUGUGCUGGAAAUACCAACCGAUUUGAAAGCAAAGAAGAUUGUGAAGGAGUCUGCAUGUCUUCACCAAGUCAAAGCUCGAAUUAUGAUCCAAACAAUGAUGUGAGAUUAAUUGAACCUAUUGAUGAGUUAGAAGAAGUUGAAGAUGAAGGACAUGUUGUUAGUAUUGACAGUCAAGCUUUGCCAGAACUUUGUUUGCUUCCUGAACAACGCGGAAAUUGUUAUGAUAAAAUUUUGCGCUGGAGAUAUGAUUCGGAAAAAUCCGAGUGUAGAUCAUUCCAAUAUUCUGGAUGUAAUGCAAAUGCAAAUCAUUUCACAAGUCAGGUUAGUUCCAACGGGAAAUUAUUUAUGCAAAUACUUGGAUAA